AAUAAGCACCACAGAUACCAGCAAGCCAACCAUCAGAAACCCAGACGCUGUACCACCAUGGCCACCCCUCUCGCCGGCCUCCUCAAGCUCCCUCUCGAACUCCGCCAACAAAUCUACCACUACGUCCUCGUCCCAACCCUCGAAAAUCGCACACUCGAAAUGACCAUCUAUUAUAAAAACUACACCUACAAACUAGAAGGCUUGGAACCAAUCCAGAGCUUGAUCUUCACGAACCGCCUCAUCAACCACGAAUCCCUCCACUACUGCUUCACGCACUUCAUCUUCCACCUCGACAACAAUCGCUACUCUGUUCUGGACAUGAUGACCCAUUUCUACCUAAAGAUCGGCAAACGAAUGCGGAUGCUGGUUCGGUAUAUUGUGAUCCCGCGGUUCGGCGUUGACAUUGUGUUUUCCAGGGGUGGGUACCAGCAUAAGAGUUCUGAGAAGCUACCCAAUAUAUACAAGGGAUUGGUGACGGAUAUGCAUUUAAUGUUUAGCAUGCUGAGACGCUUUAAGGCGCUGGAGGAGGUGCACUUUGGGUUGUAUUUUUUCGAGGUGAGGAGGAAUAAGGAGAUUAAUCCUGGGGUUAUGCGGGUUGAUAAUCGUGAUGGGAAGAGGGAAGAGCCUGGAACGGAGGAGAUGUGGGAUUCGCAUAUCAUGGAGGUGUUUGAGAAGGCAAAAAGAUGGUGGCCUACAGAGAAGAUUGGGAUUUGGUGGGAACAGUUACCACAAGGUGUUUCUAGUGCGGAAUCACUGCGGCUUCAGGAACAUGCUUUGCAGCAGUUGAGGGCAAGGGCUGCACCUGUUCAAGUUGAACUCGUAACUCCAUCGCCAAGCUCGUGGACAAUCCGCAAUUAA
Molecule: messenger RNA, 858 nt
Organism: Bipolaris zeicola 26-R-13
Lineage: Eukaryota; Fungi; Ascomycota; Dothideomycetes; Pleosporales; Pleosporaceae
Exons: 1
Source: RefSeq, a predicted model, not a curated record